Messenger RNA from Nothobranchius furzeri (turquoise killifish), 2330 nucleotides. RefSeq lists its product as uncharacterized. NCBI's taxonomy places the organism in Eukaryota, Metazoa, Chordata, Actinopteri, Cyprinodontiformes, Nothobranchiidae. Gene Ontology annotation, molecular function: phosphotransferase activity, for other substituted phosphate groups. Gene Ontology annotation, cellular component: membrane. The record is from RefSeq and is a predicted model, not a curated record. Gene Ontology annotation, biological process: phospholipid biosynthetic process.
CCAGCGCCCACAUCACAGCGACGUCUAGCGGCGAGGUAGAAACCUGACAGAAACCAGCUUAAGGAAGCAUUUCGAACUCCUUGUGAUUUGGUGUGUCAGUCAAGAUGAGGCUUCGCUCCGGAGGUGGACGCAAAGUUAUGCUGUUUUGGCCGAAUAUAGUUGGAUACAUCAGGAUUAGCCUUGUGUUUGCUGCCUGGGCUGCUCAUCAGUCUCCAGCUGCGUUUGUUCCUCUGUACACACUGGCCUCAGUCCUGGACGGAGUAGAUGGCUGGCUGGCGAGGAAGCUGGGCCAGACCUCCAGGUUUGGGGCUUGGCUGGACGUGUUGGUGGACAACCUCAGCAGAAGCAUGCUGUGGAGUCUGCUGUUUCAGUGGGGCUGGCUGGUGUCGACGCUGGAGUGGUGUGUGUUUGUGUGUAACCACAGCACCAGGGGACCGGACUGGAAGAGCAGCUUCAGCAGCAGUCCUCGCCUCAUACGGGCCAUCAUGGCAAACGGGCUUUGGACUCCUCUGGGUGUGUGGGUGGUGAGUGGGCUGCACGGCCUCCCUCUGUGGCUUUACCUGCAUCAGAAUGAUCUGCUGUCUGACUGGUUGGGCCUGCAGCCUUGGGUCCAGUCUGUGGGGACAGUGGUUCUGGCUGCGGGGCGUGUGAUGGCGCUGUCAGCAGAGAUGUGGUGCAUCUGGACACACAUCCAUUACCUGACCAGCGAUGAGACGGAGGACAAAAAACUGACAACAUGAUCAGUUUGGAUUUUGGACACUUUGUGGGACCUGUCAUCCCCUCCUGUGUUGUUGUGGAACAGACGUGAAAAGCAGCCAGGCAGAGGAGAUCAAAGCUCCGACGGGAAAGUCGGCCGAUCCUUUAGCAUCCACCUGCUGACUGGCAGGCUAACAUCGGCUAUCUGGUCCCAGAGCCUAGAAACAGCAGCCCAGGCUGGUUCUGGAACAGAAGUUAGUGAAAAGCUGACCUGACUUGACUGAUCUGGGCCAAAAACAGUUUAUAUCAAUAUGAAUAAAAAGACAUGAUCUCUACUACCUGCAAAAUCUUCUCACCCAUACUUAAAUAUGAUGUUAGAGUGGAACUCUGGAACACUUGAACUAUGACGCAGAUUUUAACGAGUGAGCCUGAAACUAGAGUGAAUACUCACAGGGAGAAGAAAUGUAGUCGGUGAUAAAACAUUUUAAUGUUUUUGCAGCAACAGAACAACACUGAAAACAUCCCAUAGCAUUUAGCGCCUUAACAAGAAGCUUCUAAAGAGGUCACAGUUUUCCUCCGCCUCCAUUUCACCUCAUCACCAUGACAACCAGUCUGUGUUACAGGAAAAGCACAGUUUGGUUUUUAUUUAGGAACAAGCAGCAGGUCUGUCUGAUGCUUCACCUUCAUGCACUGCUGGGGGGUUCUGGUGUGAGGGGUUCCAGACCUCACCAGAAGAUGCGUCGUUAACAUUUUCCUUAAAUUUGUUUUCUUUACACCUCAGAGAACAGACAAGCCUCACUUACUGAGCCAAAACAGUUUGACCACCAGAGGGCAAUAAAAAGCUGCAAAAGGCCAAUGUCCUCUUUCAGUCACAGUUCUUAGCCAGAUGUGUCCUUGCAUCUGUUUGUUGUACAGACUAGUAAUGACUUGUAUGUAAAACUCGACCUAUAAACGUGGCCUACAGUGGCACGUAAACAGCUGAGGUUUGUGAAGAGUCUCGUUAUUUGAGGGAAUCCAUCUUUACCGAGGUGAGUCUUUACUGUGAAACGAAGUUUAAAUAAGACAUGCAGUGGACUGGUUUGAGGGUUUUGUUAGUUUUCUACUGGUCUAACAUGACACGUCAGCAGCCCCGACGGACAAACGAGACUAGACGGAAGCAGUUUGGAGUUGUGGUCCAAUGGGUUGCUCUGAUGAGAGUUCUGACAGGAGAUGAAAGGCAAUUUGCACAACACACACACACACACUCACACACACACACACCUCAUAGUGCCCUAAAAGGUAGAAUUUAUCAAGCACUUAAGAGUAUGGCUCCAUUUAGACCAAUAACUGCAGGCUGGUGUAAGGCUGGUGGUCCUCAGAGGAGCAUGGGCACCCAGAGAUCUCUACACACACAAUCUCACUCACACGCGUGCACGCACACACACCUCAGACAAACCAGAUGAUGGAUCUGAUCAGACAUGGAGGACAACCCUCUCUGCUUCCUGUACAGGUCCCUUGUCAACAUUGCUUUUGGGUUCAUGGAUCACUCAAAGCACAAACAAUGGGCUACAUAAUCAUACACUUCUGCAUAUAAAUUGUUGAAAUUUUAAUUAAGCUAUGUCAGUAUUAAAAUGGAAAAACACACAAAAAAAAAA